AUUGUAUUUUGAAAACAGCAUUCCUUCAUUUCCGAUUUGCAGCCAUUACUCCAGUUGGCUUGACGUCGCCAUGGUUCAGAGGAGGGUGAGUUGAGGGAAAGACGGAGCCACCCUGUCAAUCAUAAUUAAGGAACCAUGGGAGUAAACUGGUAGGGAAGCUCGGUGGAACCACUGUGUUUACGGUGAAGAUUGUUCUAGAUUGCGCAGAAACGACAACUAUGCACCGGUACACUGUGGGACGUUUACGCCUGGUUUCGCCAACUGGGAAUCACUCUACUUUGGUGGGAAUUUAGCAUGGAGCGCUGCAUAUAACAACAAAAAACUUAGCGACUUUGAGUUGCCUUGCGCCUGUUUUUGUCCCUUCGGCGUUCCAGUGUGAACAAAAAUACACAAGUCAUCGUUGAUAUUUGUACAAAAGGCGGUGCCGCGGAGGUUUAUAUGAACUCCAAGCCCAGGAUAUACCCGUGUGUUUGACUACAACUCGGGGAAAAUCUGGUGUGUGCAUUUCAGAGAACUGCCUUGUCGAUACAAAAAGAAGACACUCCCAAAAGCAAACGAAGCCAAACAGAAAUCAGCGCUCAAACUCCAGGGAGGGCAAGAAAGGAGCAGAUAUGAGUGGGGGAGAUGUGGUGUGCUCAGGGUGGCUGAGAAAGUCUCCUCCGGAAAAAAAGUUGAGACGUUACGCAUGGAAGAAGCGGUGGUUUGUUCUUCGCAGUGGCCGUCUGACAGGCGACCCAGACGUGUUGGAGUACUACAAGAAUGACCAUGCCAAGAAGCCCAUUCGCGUGAUUGAUCUCAACUUGUGUGAGCAGGUGGACGCUGGGCUGACGUUCAACAAGAAGGACUUGGAGCACAGCUUCAUUUUCGACAUUAAGACCAUUGACCGCGUCUUCUACCUGGUGGCUGACACUGAAGAGGAGAUGAAUAAGUGGGUUCGCUGCAUCUGUGACAUCUGUGGUUUCAACCCCACUGAUGACGAAGCCGCAAAAGCUGCUCACCAGUCAGUCAUCGGGGGCCUGGUGGUGGAUACCCCUCCUCACCCAGCGCUGGGUAAUAUCGUUGGUCCAGCAGCAAUGCUGACAAAUGUGCCUCCUCCGUAUCAACCAGUCAGCGUGCGAGCCCUGGACUCUCAGUCCAGCACAGAGGAGCCUCAGGAUUACCUGUGGCUGGUCAACUGUGAGAGCAAAAAGCCUGAACCCAACAGAGCCCAUGCUGAGUGUUCCAAGUCUACCUCCUCAGAGACAGACCUGAAUGACAACCUCCCCUCUCACCGCACGCCCACCUCCUCCACCUCCUCUGCCAAACCCACCUCGCACAAUGGCUUCUUCCCGCAGCACCCGGCCCCAGCCUCCGCCUCUUCCAUCUACGACUCGCCUCCAUCACGCGGUGCCUCGCUUUCUACUGACAGUGGCCUUUACCACCUCCCCCGCAGCUACUCCCAGGACACUGUGCUGCUCCCAAAGUCGGCCUCCUCCCCUCCGGCCCAUCAGGACAGCGGGGAAGGCUCCGAGCUCUACGUCUUCAAUACGCCCUCACGGAAGCCCUCGAUAGAGAAACAGAUGCGCAACCUUUCCAUCAGUUAUGAUAUCCCACCUACGCCUGGUGCAAACUGUACCUACCAGGUGCCCCGCACUCUGUCUGCUUCAGGUGUAGGCUCAGAGGGAGGGGGAGAUGUAGUACCCCCUCCAAGACCACCCAAGCCUUCGCUCAGUUCAACCUCAGGACCCCCUCCUCCCCCUGCUGAGCGCUCACCUACAGACACUUAUUUUGUGCCCCGCUCAGCUUCAGAGACAGACGGGAACUACUGUGUGCCUACUAGUGCUGGGAAUAAGGCUUUACGCAGCAACACUAUUGGCACUGUGGACUGUUCACGCCUCCGCAAAGAUUUUGGAUCCCAGGACUGCUACGACAUUCCCAGAUCGUUCCCUUCUGACAAAAGCUGCUCAUUUGACUUCAAUGAAAGUUUCAACAGUUACUUUAAAAACAAAGGAAUAAUGCCAUUGGGAAGCCAGUCCACAGAAGAGGUCGACCAGAACUACGUACCCAUGAGCGCAAACUCUCCGUCACACCAUCACUCGGGGAGUUUGACAGAGCCGAUGCACGAACCGAACUAUGUGCCCAUGACCCCAGGCACCAUGGAGUUCUCCUCCCUGGGAAAGCAGGUCCCCCCUCCUGCUCACAUGGGCUUCCGCUCCAGUCCCAAGACCCCACCUCGCAGGCCAAUGCUCAGCGACUGCCAGCCCCCUCCCGUGGAUCGAAACCUUAAACCUGAUCGCAAAGGUCAGAGUCCUAAAAUAAUAAGAGCAAAAGGUGUCGGUUUAGAGCGAACCGACUCUCAAACCGUAGGUGAAUUCCCGAGGGGACGACGCAAGGCAAAACCUGCUCCACUGGAGAUCAAACCACUGCCUGAAUGGGAGGAGCCCUGUACGCCGAUCCGCUCACCUGUCACACGGUCAUUUGCUCGCGAAAUAACAUACAGUUGUUGGUCCUCUAACUCCUCUCUCUCUAGGUUUCCAAUGCCAUCGAGACCCCUGUCAGAGCAUAGUACGGCCUCCAGCACUGACUCCGAAGACUCUGAUGAGAAUUAUGUAGCCAUGGUCUCUAAUAUGUCCGCAGAUGAACCAAACAUGAAGCUUUCUGCGCCCAUGACAGCGGAUGGUGGAAGCAGCCCGAUGAUAAAGCCGAAGGGUGACAAGCAGGUGGAGUACCUGGAUUUGGAUCUUGACUCUGGGAAGUCUACCCCACCUCGGAAGAUGAAAAGCAAUGGAACUGGCAUGGCAGCAUCAGAUGAGCGUGUUGACUACGUGGUUGUGGACCAGCAACGAACACAAGCCCUUAAGAGCACCCGGGAGGCCUGGAACGAUGGCCGCCAAUCUACAGAGACAGACACCCCUUCCAAAGGACCUAAGUGACCCUGUCGUCCCAAACACCAGCCCAGCCACCAACCCCCCAAAUCACUUGGUCUUUCACACUAGUGUAGGCUAUGGUUUGUGCUUUGGGACGGUCCAACUGCCACGUUCCACCUCAGCAAGAUCCUUAGUGUUUAGGGGCCAGUGGUGCUUCAUAGCCACUCAACUGUGUUUAGUUUACACUGCUGUCAGGCCUAGGACAGCACGGUGUGUACAGUUGGAGGAAAGGGGUGUGAGCCAGAAAUAAGCUGAUUGCAGUAUGAAUGCAGGUGGAAUGACUGGACAUGUCGACGGGGUUUGAGUUAAGCGGACUCAAACUAUGAACAUUCACUGCCUCCUUUUUUGGAUUACAGUUUUUUAGUUCUGUUGUUCACCUUUCAAGGGCCGGUGGGCUGAUCCAAACUUAACAUUUCCUUAAAUUAUAAUGCUGUUUAAUGUUGUUUUGGAGUGGAAGUGAAAUCACUUGAUAACAUGAUCAGAAUACUUUAUCAAUGCAACACAUUAGCAGUUGGCAAAGCUGAUUAAUUGUGGAGAUUUUCAAGUUUCCCCUGUUUGAACAGGGACAAGUUUCCAUGGGCACUGUUCACAGAUCAGUUUUACCAUUUUUUUCACAGUCAUUGUCGAAUGCUGAAACUGACCUCAAUCUGUGUCUAAGAUGAACUUCAAACCAGUACAACACACUUUUAUAACUUUUUGCUUAUAAUGCAAAGGCAGUUGAACUUGUUAAUUUCACAGAUAACCAAGUGCUCGAUUUAAGCUUUGGAUUCACUCAAGGUUUAAUCCACUGAACAUGAUUUAAUUUCCAUUUACUUAGUACGUGGAGAUGCUUCAAUCUGUUAUUAUGGAAGUGCAAAGACUGUACAAAAGUGUUAUGUAUAUAAACAGGAAAAGUGUCCUUUAUUUGUAUGGAAUAUCCAGCGUGUUCGACUCGAAGGUAUGUGGAUUCUGCAGGGUAGAAUCCUGUGCCUGUCUGUGGUGGUAUCAGUACUUGUGAUUAAUGAAUGAAUUACUGUGAGUUUUUAAAAGAACGUGACAGGUUUUCUAUAAGUUAUGCAAAGGUAUCAAACGUAGGCUAGAGAGAAUAAAAUCAGGUACUCUUUAUAAAUGCAAACUAAACAACUAUCCAUUUCUAUUUUUUCUUAAGUUAUUUCAUUUGGUGGAUGUCCAGUCCACUCAUAGCUCAGUAUUCUGUAUUCACAUGGAGGAACAUUUUCUAAACUCAAAAGCUUAGUCUGACAAGAGCCGGUCAAUUAGUUUAAUAAGUUCAUUGGUAGUCCUCAUCUCUCUCUUCUCUUAGGUUUAAUUUAUUUCAAAUUGAACUGGCAUACAGUUUUGGGAAAUUGACUGCCUCACUUAGUCAACUUGAUGCAUCUUUCAGAGAAAAUGGCCUUAUGUCUGCAUAGAUCUCUGCUCCAAUAACCUGUAAACUGUCACUGAGAAUUCCCAAGCAUGUGCUACCACAAACUAAAAUCAUUGCUGUACAUAUAUUGCCAUCAAUUAGAUGAACAUGUAUCAUUUGAAAAAUGUGCCUAAUAAGUCAUCUUCAUUCUACUUCACUCUCUCCUUGCAUUCUCUUUGUGAUAUGGUCUGCAAAGCUGAUGAUGCUUUAUCUUUUUUAAUGAAUCUCAACAGAAAAUGUAAAUUUUAAAAGUGGACUAAAUAAAAUCCAACCUCUAA
Messenger RNA from Notolabrus celidotus (New Zealand spotty), 4586 nucleotides. RefSeq names its product GRB2-associated binding protein 1 (gene gab1). The record is from RefSeq and is a predicted model, not a curated record. The transcript has 14 exons. The coding region runs from base 612 to 2912 and encodes 766 amino acids. NCBI's taxonomy places the organism in Eukaryota, Metazoa, Chordata, Actinopteri, Labriformes, Labridae.